AUGUACUGCAACAUGAGAAUGCAUUAUUUCAACUACCAGAGAUAUAGAAACCAAAACCAAUACCAGUCCCAAUGCAGUAGUAAUAACUGUUACUGCAUUGGUAAUAAGGACACCUGUACAUGCUACAGUAGCACUUUGUCCUCCUGCUUCUGUGAGAAUUAUGGCAAUAUUACCGCCAUCCCUGCAGCAGUUAGUCCAGUCACAGACCCUGACUGUGUGCUUUAUAAUGACACCUACAUCUGCACUGGUGCUCAGUAUCGCAUGUACUGCAACACAAGAAUGCAUGAUUUUUCCUUCCAGAGAUAUCAGUACCAAGACCAGUACCAGUGUGUGAAUAAUAACUGUAACUGCAUUGGUAAUAAGGACACCUGUACAUGCUAUAGGAGCACUUUGUCCUCGUGCUUCUGUGAGACUUACGGCAAUAGCAUUGCUCUCACUACAGCAGUUAGUCCAGUCUAUGACUGUGUGCUUUAUAAUGACAUAUACGUCUGCACUGGUGUUCAAUACCGCAUGUACUGCAACACAACAGUGCAUGAUUUCUACUAUCGGGGAUAUCAGAACCAAAACCAAUACCAGUAUCAUUGUGUGAAUAAUAAUUGUUACUGCAUUGGUAAUAAGGACACCUGCACAUGCUACAGCAGCACUUUGUCCUCCUGCUUCUGUGAGACUUACGGCAAUAACAUCACCAUCCCUAUAGCAGUUAGUCCACUGAGAGUCUCUCAGUGUGUGCUUUUUAAUGACACGUACAGCUGCACUGGUGCUCAGUAUCGCUUGUUCUGUGACACAAGAAUGCAUGAUUUCUACUAUCAGAGAUACCAAAACCAAGACCAAUACCAUUACCACUGUUUAAAUAAUAACUGUAACUGCAUUGGUAAUAAGGACACCUGUUCAUGCUCUAGUAGCACCUUGUCCUCUUGUUUCUGUAAGACUUAUGGCAAUAGCAUUGCACUCACUACAGCAGUUAGUCCGGUCUAUGACUGUGUGCUUUAUAAUGACACGUACAUCUGCACUGGUGCUCAGUACCACAUGUAUUGCAACACAAGUAUGCAUGAUUUCCAUUACAGUAGAUACCAUUACCACUGUUUAAAUAAUAACUGUUACUGCAUUGGUAACAAGGACACCUGUUCAUGCUCUAGUAGCACUUCAUCCUCCUGCUUCUGCACAAAUCACAGCAGUGGCAUCACUAUCCCUGCAGCAGUUAGUCCGGUCUAUGACUGUGUGCUUUAUAACGACACAUACAUCUGCACUGGUGCUCAGUAUCGCAUGAUCUGCAACACAAGAAUACAUUAUUUCUACUAUUGGAGAUACAGAAACCGAAACCAAUAUGAAUAUGAAUGCUGGGGUAAUAACUGUGGCUGCAUUGGUAAUAAGGACACCUGUACAUGCUACAGCAGCACUUUAUCCUCCUGCUUCUGUGAGUCUAACAUCUUCCAAACCGCACUCAGACCAACUACUGCAGGUGUGCAUAUCACACUGCCGGAUCAAUACAGGACCUCCAGAGGAUAUCUUCAAAAUCGUCUUGAGCAGAUAGAGAACAUUACAGCUCAAGAGCUCCCUUUGUAUACUGUGAUGAACAUGUUGACUGUGGUAUUCAACACUUCAGAGAAGAUUCUAGAGUCAUCAUCAUCAGCAAGCCCAGCUGAACUAGCCUCCUUUGGAAAUCGUGUGUUAAAAGCCAGUGAGAAACUCAUUUCUGCAUUAGUGAAGCCAACAAACACAAGUGACAGAGUCAGUUUUACUCUUGCUGCUGUAGAGGGUCAAGUCUUCAUGGUUGGACCACAGGUCACCUUAAAUAAAAUCCCUCGACUUGACACGACAAAUUCUUCUGUGGACAUCGAUCUCAUUGGGAUCGCCAAGAACAACAGUCACACAGGAUCAGCUGCUGUGGCUUUCAUGAGCUACGUCACGAUGGAGAAACUACUGAAGCCAGACUUCUUCAACACAUCAAACAACACGAUUAAAACCAUGAUGUCCACUGUGAUCUCAGCUACUCUUCCCAAAACCACCAACACUAAACUCACCAAACCAAUCAACUUCACCUUCAGACACAUCAGAGAGUUUGAUCCCAGUGGUUCUCUGUCCUGUGUGUACUGGAAUAUCAGUGAGUGGAUUGAAGAUGGUUGUUCUGUUUUAAAGACCAACGGCAGCUACACUGUGUGUUCCUGUGAUCAUCUGUCGACAUUCGCUCUUGUGCAAAUCAGCCGCCCACCAGAGAUGAAUCUGAUGAAUCUGGUGAUUUGGGUGUGUGUGAUCGUGGGGCUGGUGUUCUUCAGUUUGGCCCUGUUGACCUUUGCCCUUUAUAAGUGGAGUCCUGUGCGUGAUUGGAUACGUGGUUGUGUUGUGCUGGGUCCUGAAGGCUACAAAAGGGAAGAGUAA
Molecule: messenger RNA, 2376 nt
Organism: Sinocyclocheilus grahami
Lineage: Eukaryota; Metazoa; Chordata; Actinopteri; Cypriniformes; Cyprinidae
Product: adhesion G protein-coupled receptor E1-like
Exons: 11
Coding region: 1-2376 (791 amino acids)
Biological process (GO): adenylate cyclase-activating G protein-coupled receptor signaling pathway
Cellular component (GO): plasma membrane
Molecular function (GO): G protein-coupled receptor activity
Source: RefSeq, a predicted model, not a curated record